CGACUCACUGUUUAUUUAUAGAUUCCUCCUAGUUAGAAGUUCGUCUGUUAAACCCGCGAUCUUUGAUUCUUUUCCCUUGUUCCCCUCGCCGGAGAAGAAACGGCUGAGAUUCGAGGCCAGCUGAUGGCUGAUCACAAGGUUAUUUUCGAGCAAGUCUUCGGCCUAUCAUCCGAUAGCGAAGCCGAAAAUUCAACGCACGAAGAUGAUCAAUCGCUGCAUGUGCUGAUACAGAACCCGAUCUUCCAAUCUGUACUUCAAAUUAAUGGCCUUUGGUUCUGCAGAGACUUUCUCUCUUCUGAUCAACAACAUAUCUUGCUGUCAGCUAUCCAAAACGAAGGGUGGUUCAAGGAAGCCUCAAGGAAUCAGGCCAUGAGGUUCGGUGAUCUUCCAGCUUGGUCCACCAAACUAUCAGACUCUAUUCGCGAAUUGGUGCUUUUUGGUGAUGAUGGUUUUCAAGGAGACGGGCAAACAAGUGCACUGCCAUGGGACUUACUCUGGCGAGAGCCGCUUUUUAACCAACUGAUUGUAAAUGUGUACGAGCCGGGUGAGGGUAUAUGUGCACAUGUCGACCUUUUGCGCUUUGAAGAUGGAAUUGCAAUCGUCUCGUUAGAGUCUUCUUGCGUCAUGCAUUUUACAAGGGUUGAAUCAACAGUUGAUGGCAUUGAAAAUGAAGGAAAAUCAAAUUCAUCCUCUGCCAGGGUUCCCAUUUUACUUCCACCGGGCUCAUUGGUUUUAAUGUCAGGGGAGGCUCGUUAUAACUGGAGGCACGAGAUCAAUCGCAAUCCCGGCUUUCAAAUAUGGGAAGGACGUGAAUUAGAUCAAAUGAGGCGGACCUCUAUUACACUCAGGAAGCUUUGCCCGUCAGAGUAGGUUCCUAUGUAUAUAUUUUGGUGAAACUUUUUGUGUAUUUUGACCGACUUAUUAAAACACAGAUGUCCAGACUCCAGUGUGUUUCGAUGAAACAUACGAGUAAUUUUUAUUCAAUGGCUGAGCCUGCUUUCAGUUCGUUUUCAA
This is a messenger RNA of Neltuma alba, 1014 nucleotides long. Its product is annotated as alkylated DNA repair protein ALKBH8 homolog. The record is from RefSeq and is a predicted model, not a curated record. Gene Ontology annotation, biological process: DNA damage response; fatty acid metabolic process. The transcript has 4 exons. The coding region runs from base 124 to 870 and encodes 248 amino acids. NCBI's taxonomy places the organism in Eukaryota, Viridiplantae, Streptophyta, Magnoliopsida, Fabales, Fabaceae. Gene Ontology annotation, cellular component: mitochondrial matrix.